Messenger RNA from Dermochelys coriacea (leatherback sea turtle), 6212 nucleotides. RefSeq names its product centrosomal protein 41 (gene CEP41). NCBI's taxonomy places the organism in Eukaryota, Metazoa, Chordata, Testudines, Dermochelyidae. Bases 324 to 1457 code for a protein of 377 amino acids. The record is from RefSeq and is a predicted model, not a curated record. Gene Ontology annotation, biological process: cilium assembly; protein polyglutamylation. Gene Ontology annotation, cellular component: ciliary basal body. The transcript is spliced from 11 exons.
GCCGCUCGUGGAGGGGGCGGGGUCCCCGGAGCGCAGGGCGCCCUCGGCGACUCGGCUGCGGCGCGAGACAGCGGGCGCGCGCCGGCCCCCCGCGGCACAAUGCGGCCGGCGGCGGCGGCGUCCCGCGUUGCCAGGUUACCUUUGAUCGCUGUCCGCGCGUGCCGGGCCCCACCUCCCGCUCCGCCAGCAAGGGAACGCGUGAUUGGUUCGCGGCCCGGCGGCCGGCCAAUGGGCGGGCGGGUUGUUGGAGGGGGGGGGCUCGCUCGAGGCGGAGGGGGCGGUGCUGGGGGCUGGUGUCACCGCUCAGCUGCCAGUUUGAAAAAAUGUCGGGAAGGAGGCGCAUCGGGGACCCGGCGUGUUUGACCAAAAGAAUUCCACAGAAUCCUAAAUAUCAACACAUAAAAUCUCGCCUUGACACAGGAAACAGCCUGACCAAAUACAUUGAGAAAUUGGAAGAGAUCAAGAGAAAUUACAGAUACAAAAAAGAUGAGCUAUUCAAGAGGCUGAAAGUGACUACUUUUGCCCAGCUGGUCAUCCAAGUUGCUUCUCUAUCUGAUGAAACAUUAGAAGUGUCAGCUGAGGAGAUCCAGAAGCUGGAAGAUGGUGAUACUGUUAUUUCAGAGACUGAUGCUGAGCUCACAGCUGGGACUAACGGGAAAGGAAGCCCCACAGAGAAGCCAGCCAGUCCAGUCCUGUUCAUAAACAACACGGGAGCAGGGGAAUCGUAUCGGUCUACUCUGCAAAGUGUGAUCAGUGGUGUAGGUGAGCUAGACAUAGGCAAAAACCUGCGGAAGAAACCUGAUGCUAAUGCUAAAGACACUAACGCUAAAGACCAGCCUUACCCCGACUGCCCGUUCCUGCUGCUUGACGUACGAGAUCGAGAUGCGUAUGACCAAUGUCAUAUUGUUGGAGCUUAUUCUUAUCCUAUCGCAACUCUGUCUAGAACCAUGAAUCCUUAUACGAAUAGCAUUCUGGAAUACAAAAAUGCACAUGGGAAGAUUAUCAUCCUGUAUGAUGAUGAUGAGAGACUCGCCAGCCAGGCUGCCACUACCAUGUGUGAGAGAGGCUUUGAGAACGUAUUCAUGUUAUCUGGAGGCCUGAAGGUCCUUGCCCAGAAAGUCCCUGAAGGACUGGUCACUGGCUCAUUCCCAACGUCUUGCCAGGUGGCAACCUACACUGGAUCUGCCCGGAAAAGGGCCACCCCAAGAGGGACACCCGCACGUGCUGAGAAUAAAUGGAGAUUUACUGCAGAAGAUUUACAAAAGAUAGAAUACUACCUGGAAGAGGAGCAGAUCCCCUCAGAUACUGCCAGCCGUCUCAGCCGUGCUUCCUCAGGCCGAGAGUCCAAGGCGAUGGCUGUACGGAGCAGCCAGAACCUCCCCACCGCCAGCCCGGCUGGCUCCCUCGCCACCCGCUCCUUCAGCAGCAGCAGCCUCCAGAACAAGCCCUGGAAGUAACGACUGUCUCUUUCCAUUGAAUAAACGAAUGUCCUGGUUCUGGGAACCCCUGAUCAGUACAUCCCGUUUGUCGUUUUAGAAAGUUGCAAAGAGGAAAAAUAAAUCAAUGAUCUAACAAUGGCAAGAGGGGUGGGGUGUGGCAGGCUGACAUUCAGUAGAAGAAGUCAAGGUAUCCCUUUCCAAGACUGAUCUAAAGGGAUAAUGUUGUUUUAUGAAAAUGAACUUUUCCCCGAAGUCUCUGACCCACAGAAGUGGGUCCAUGAAAUUUGUAACUUUAAAAAAUACCAGUGGAAUCUGUGUUCUUAGAAAAUAUUCCCCCUGGGGUCUGGGAUCUUAGUAAUGCAGCACUGUGCUAGCACAUGAGACCCUGAAAGGUGGAUAGACUAGCCACUGUCUGUAAACAAAAGUCUUGGUGUCGAGCUGAAAUACAGAAAUGGAGCAAACGAAUAGCACAACUAGUGACAAGUGAGCGAGAUACCAAAAACACCUUUUUUAACCGUCCAAAUAGGGGCAUUCUUGUAAAGAAUGUACAGAAUGAUGUUUCACCUGACAGUGGCCCUUUAUCCACAGUAUGUUUACAAAAUAUUUUUGCUUUUAAAAUCUUUCCCCCCUCGUGUCCUGAGUACUCGGUCUUUGUUCUGUGUUCCAUGCGGUGGGGUAGUGCUUUGGUUCUGAGCGAAGCGACGUAACAAUGUGUUUCUUGUUUUGUGAAUAAGAUUAGAAGGCAACUUUGGGCAUGGUGCUGAGAUGGGCUGAGCAAAACUCUGACUGACUUUGCUCACAGAAGGCACUGACUCAUCCGGCUUCAGUCUCUCCCAGUGAAUUUCUGCUUGCAGAGCCAGGUUGCUGGUGACUGGAGUAGUGAAGAGAACCCCAGAGUGACUCUGGAGGAAUGUCCUGGUCCUUUGUGGUAUUUUCCUCAUGACAUUGCAGUGCUGAGUGAACUGAUCACACAAUGAUCUGUCGUAAGAUCUCUGUCACAGCCCUGCAAUGUCAAGCCUUCCUGUCAUUGUUUGGUGACUCCCAGCCGUUCUUCUCAACAGUGUUUUCUGCUUCCAUCUUGGUUGCUGGGUGUGAGGGAGAAGAGGGUGUUCCUGGAUGCUUGGAAGGAUCCUGGCUUCUCCAGCCCAUUUGGUCAGUGAGUUGCUUUCUGCUGAGUCGUAUGUCGGAGUGGUAUGGAGUGCACUAGAUGAACAAGGCUCAUUCGCUCUACCUGAGACCAGACUCCCACCUGGCAUGUGGGUCUCUGAGUAAUGCACGCAGCUAUUCUGAGCUGCAAGCUGAAGAUCACUGGUCUAGACAGUUUGAAGGGCAGAAGUUAAUGAGCCUGCUUUCCGAUACGAUGCAUAUGGAUCACCUUAAAAUAAGGUUAAGGGGCAGAACUCAAACUUGCUCUGCUGAGCGCCUCUGGUGGAGCUUGUGGCAGCAGGUCUUGGUCACUAGAGUAGUGAGGGGCUCUACGUCUUAACUGACUAGUGGAGGCGUGAAACUAUUGCUGUCUAUUGCAUGACUGUCUCUCUGCAGCUGCUGUCAUAAUAACUUCCUUGGCGUUAGCAGGGCUAGAAAAAACUGUCCUCCAGUUGUCCCAAUGACAUUCCAGCAAGGCUCCCUGGUGGUGGGGGCUGCCCAGAAUUUUUGAGGCCAUGAAUCUGGUGACUUUCUGGGAGCCUGAGGAUUUGAAUAUAAUGUGUAUCAAAGCUUAAAACGCCUCUUAAUCAAACACAAAGGGUCCCAAGCCAGCAGUAUUGGCUUAUGCUUGCAAUGUCCUUGGUGACUGGCUAGAAGUUGUUUGGAGCCCACUAGCAGUAGAAACCUAGUUGAUGUGUUAUCUUCACCCUACAUAGGCUGUGUUUUGGGGACUCAAGGGACAGCCACUUGUGGACCCUGCUUUCUAGUUUUUACCUAGUGUAUUGGUUGAAUUUAGUCCAACUAUUUUAUUUUGUCCUUUAAAGCUUGCUGUCCUCAGGUUUCAUCUACACCAGAAAAAUCAGACUCAUAAUUCACCAUGGAUAGUGCUCAGCUGGAAUUAGCAAUAGGAGAAGUGCAAGUUUACACAGAGUGCUGGCAUAUUACCCCAGUGCUGCCUCACUCUACUCUGAGCAGGGUGAGUGAUCAACACUCUUGCACCCUGUCUACACUUCUGCUUCCAUCACUGGAAAAUUAUGGGGGCUGAGAUGUGAUUUUGCUGGUAGGUUUAGAUGGAGGGGAGAGGGUGUUAGUGGAGUGGGGUCAGCACUCAUCUAACAGGGUGGUAUUGGCCCUUGACUAUGUCAAAUAUAGGCAGCAGUUAAAGCCAUGGAAGUAAUUCUUUCAAGGCUCUUAAUCUGAAUCCUCGUAGAAAGAGUGCUUGCUCGUUUAGGUGACUUUCCAGUGGCCAGGGAUUGGUGCUCUAAUGCUGAUCCUGCUUAGCGCUGUCAGGGGCUGACUGCAAUGUGCUGAGUGCUCUCAAUUCUCAUCAACUUCAGUGGGAACUAUGGAUGCUCAGAAGCUGCUAGUGACCUUCAAAAGCCAAGCUGAAGAACACACCUCUCUGGUGGCACUGUUCAGGAUAAGCCCUACCUUGAUCUUGUUCCUCCUCUGUAGCAAUCUGCCAAUGUAUGUGUAUCGCCACAGCAGCAUGUCUUUAAGUGGUGUAAAGAUUGUAAAUAGAUUCACUUCUCUUUCCUUCCUUAGAGAACCAGUUGGUGGCACUGGAACAGGGCAUGUAUGGGAAGGCAGCUCCCUGCAAAUGGGCAUAGACUCACCUUUCUGAGAGACGCUUUGUUGUCCUGUAGCAUGCCAAAAAUUCCCUGCUUUCGUUUCCGCCUUAUAGCACUGACAGACCAAUUUUUAUUUAGUACGUGCAAUCUGGGUGCUGCAUAUAGGCAAGUGCCACAAAAACUGCUGACAGCCCCGGGGAUGCAGGAUUUAAGCUGGCCACCUGGACCUGGCUUCCUACAGAGAAGGAUGUGACAAGACUCCGGGAGGUGGGCUGUGUGUGUACAUGUGGUAGCCCUGAGCAGGAAAGCAGCCUUCUACACACAGCUCCCAUGAAUACAAACUAUUCCCACACUCUGCUGGGAUCAAAUGUGCAAGGGGGCUAUGGAUAGGGCCUGCUGAGUGGGACAUUAAAAGUGGGUUUCAGAUGCCAGCCAACACCUAACCCAGUACAUCUUGCUCCAAGCACUUCUGAGACCCUACGCCACAUUUGGCAUUUUUAUACAUUUUUUAAAUAUAUAUAUUUUAUAUGUAACGAACCCUGAUUCCAAUUCAUAAAUUACAGCUCCCCACUUCCCAAGGAAAUCCAGGAAGUUCCAUUUUAUUUAGUCAGAAAGAAAAGGUUUUUUGAGUUUGUACAAAUCGUUGACUGUCCAAGGAUAGCCUAAUACACUGGAUUUCUACAGAGUUGAUUUCUGUGUGUAUCGGACAGUUGGGUUAAUCAGAUGUGCGGGAUUUCAAGACUAGUUGAAUUGGGACGGUGAAUGUGAGGUACUAUCUCUCUCUCUCUCCUUUCUGUCUAGCCAUAGGAAGCAAUCUGCUCAGUAAGUCUUACAAUCAUAUUAACUGGACUUACCAGAAACCUGAUAACAUAAGUCAGACUAUGUGAGAGGUAAGUAAGGUUUUGUUGGUCUGUUUCUGCAUUUAUUUAUGUUUAACGAACCAGCUAGGCGAUGGCGUUUGCCAACUCUGAUAGGCUUGUCUUUUAUUUACUGAUCAGUGAUAUUGUGAGUCAACUGGAGAGCAAAGUGUGGUUUGGUGGUCUGAUCCCAGAAUUGGGAGCUGGGGACUCCCAAGUACUCCUUGGGCAAGCCACUUAACUGCUUUCUGCCUCAGUUUUCCUAUCUGUAAAAGGGGACUGAUAAUCCUUCCUUACUUCGCAGAGGUGCUAUAAGGCUUUGUUAUUUGAUGUCUGUUGCAGGCUUUGAAAAGAUUUUACUUGAUAUUAGGAAAGUGUCAUAAAAAUGUGAAGUAUUUUACUAAUUUUGAACAUCAAGGCUAAAAUUGACUCAUGCUGGUUUGCAUGUUAGCUUGAUGGGCUGCAUUCAUCACUCCCCUCCAGGCGGUAAGAGUCUGACUUUUGCACGCUAUCAUGAAAUAAAAGCUUGAGCUAAAUGGCAUCUCAUACAGAAUCCAAUCAGCUUUUUGCUUAAGACAAUUGACAAUAAUGUUGUGCCCCUAAAAAUUGCUGCAUCUGGUCAAUGUUGUUGAAUGUUUAAAAUGUGGGGGGGGGGAUAAAGAGAAUGUUUGUUAGUUACAUGCUUAAAACACUGGGACCAAUGCAAUUUAAAAAUAACACAUUUUAUGUUUGAAUACGAGGUAUCUAAAGUAUGCAAGCAUUCAAAAGGAUUGUUACACACAUGCACAGAGUAAAAUUGGAGGGGAGGGGCGGGAUAGAGUGUCUCAGUUGAAAUCAAAUAGUGAUUGUGAAGCAAAGGAUUUUUUAUUAUCCAGCUACAGUACUAGGGUCUGAAAUCCUCUGUUGCCCUGGGCUACUAGGAAACUCUUUUCUGCAUCAGAGGAAGAGUCUAAGCCAGUCAGGGUUGUUUAAGAUCCUCUUAAUCCUGUGCAUCGAAGGAAGAACUGAUGAACAUAUCUUCUUAUCCUCUUAUUGUCUUUGAGGGCUCGUAUGUUUUGCAUCUUAGCUUAACCGUGUCAUAUGAUUAGGCUGGUGCUUUUGUUUUGUUUUGUUUUCGGGGGGAGGAGGAUGGCAUAGAUUUUUAUAGAGUCUUCUGGUUUUUAAAUUGUUUGAUUCAAUAAAAAGCAAAUGAUGCAGGA